This is a messenger RNA of Vigna angularis (adzuki bean), 432 nucleotides long. RefSeq lists its product as uncharacterized. The record is from RefSeq and is a predicted model, not a curated record. NCBI's taxonomy places the organism in Eukaryota, Viridiplantae, Streptophyta, Magnoliopsida, Fabales, Fabaceae. The coding region runs from base 1 to 432 and encodes 143 amino acids. The transcript has a single exon.
AUGGCACAUUCCUCUUGGUUAACCAGUCAAGGAGACCUCCUCAAUGAUGAAGAUGCCUCAUCCUAUCGUAGACUCAUCAGACGCCUUAUAUAUCUCACCAACACCAGACCCGACAUCAGUUUUUCUAUCAACAAUCUCAGCCAAUUUGUCUCUACUCCUUCCACCCUACACCAACAAGUUGCCAAUCGCAUCCUUCGUUAUCUAAAAGGUAGUCUUGGUAAUGGCAUCUUCCUCCAAAACAAUAGCAUCAAUAAACUCAAAGCUUAUAGUGAUUCUGACUCGACUAUCAGUCCUGAAUCCCGCAAAUCUAUUACUGGUUAUUCCAUCUACUUCAGUAAUUUCGUCAUCUCUUGGAAAUCCAAAAGGCAACAAACAAUCUCUAGAAGUUCUUCUAAAGCUCAAUAUUGGGCUCUUGUGAACUACAAUGGUUGA